AUGGGUGAUUUAGAGAUUCGUUUGAAGGGUUUGAUUCAAUCAGAGUCAAAAUCAAAUGGGGUUCGGUGUUUGAGUUUGAGAAGUAGUGAUUUGUGUCUGAAUUCGAUUGGUUUUGAUGGUAACAAUGGAGGAUUACUCCUCGAGGAUUCGGCCAGAGAAUCCUUCGUUUCGUUAAUUUCUAUGGAAAAUUGUUUUCCUUCCAAGUGUAUGUUACGUGCACGGAGGAGUAGCCGGAGAGGAAGGGGACGGUUUUUGUCGGUGACACUUUCAGAUUCUAAUGAGAUUUUGGAGCAGAAUGGGGAAGCUGCUGUGGCGGAGAGUGAUGUGUGUAAGGAAGUUGAAAAAGUAAAGAAAGGGAAGCUGCAUGGUGGAGCUGGAGCUGGAGGUGCAUUGAAUACUACUAAGCAUCUUUGGUCUGGAGCUGUUGCUGCCAUGGUGUCAAGAACUUUUGUUGCCCCACUGGAGAGACUAAAGCUGGAAUAUAUAGUUCGUGGUGAACAAAAGAAUCUUUUUGAGCUCAUCAAGACAAUUGCAGUUACUCAAGGGAUCAAGGGAUUUUGGAAGGGGAAUUUUGUGAAUAUUCUACGAACAGCUCCAUUUAAGGCUAUCCACUUCUACUCUUAUGAAAAAUACAGAGAUCAUCUGCUCAAAAUAACUGGUAAUGAGGAGGCAACUAAUAUUGAAAGGUUUGUUGCUGGUGCAGCUGCAGGAAUUACAGCUACUGUGCUCUGCAUACCUAUGGACACUAUUAGGACAGUAAUGGUUGCACCUGGGGGAGAAGCCUUGGGCGGCUUAAUUGGUACAUCCCGGCAUAUGAUUCAGACGGAGGGGUUUUUCUCUCUUUACAAGGGCCUAGUACCCUCGAUCAUGAGCAUGGCACCUUCAGGUGCAGUUUUCUAUGGAGUUUAUGAUAUAUUAAAAUCAGCGUAUUUGCAUUCACCUGAAGGGAGGAAAAGACUAGAAAAUAUGAAACAAGGUGAAGACCUGAAUGCCCUGGAUCAACUGGAGUUGGGCACAGUUAGAACUUUGGUAUAUGGGGCAAUUGCUGGUGCUUGUGCAGAAGCUGCUACAUAUCCUUUUGAAGUUGUGAGGAGACAGCUUCAAUUGCAGGUCCGGGCCACUAAGAUGAGUACAUUGGCAACUACCCUAAAGAUCGUUGAGCAAGGUGGUAUCCCUGCGCUCUAUACUGGAUUGACUCCCAGCUUAUUACAGGUUUUACCAUCAGCUGCAAUAAGCUAUUUCGUGUACGAAUUUAUGAAAAUAGUUUUGAAAGUGGAAUAAACAUGAGAUUGGGAUUCCUCAAGGUCAUUCCUGGUGAGACAU
This is a messenger RNA of Solanum verrucosum, 1323 nucleotides long. RefSeq names its product probable mitochondrial adenine nucleotide transporter BTL3. Lineage: Eukaryota; Viridiplantae; Streptophyta; Magnoliopsida; Solanales; Solanaceae. The record is from RefSeq and is a predicted model, not a curated record. The transcript has 4 exons. Gene Ontology annotation, biological process: transmembrane transport. The coding region runs from base 1 to 1281 and encodes 426 amino acids.